GCCGGAGCCAUCCAAUAGUGUGUGAGGUAGUAUUAGAAAAACAAAGCAGACAUUCAGUCAACAUGGGCGCAAAAGGCGUAAUUGUGUUCCCGCUUGGAAAACCAGCAAAACUUUUAAAAUGGGCCGUGGAGGAGGGAUCUUUCGUUUCUAUAGGUCGUGUGCUACUAUUUUACAACCUAAAUGUGGAUGCAGAGAAACCGACAGAACAAAAAUUGAAGGCAAAGACCGUGGGUGUAAUUCGAAAGCUGUUGGUGAAGGAAGGCGAAAUAAUCGAACCAGGGAAGGAAAUAUUGGAAUUAGAUGGCUGCACACAUCCAACUGUUAUGAAUUCCAUGUGUGCAGAAUGUGGAGUAGACUUGAAGGAAGACGACCAGGUUGAAAGUAAUGCAUCUGUGCCUGUUAUACACAGCAUUCCUGAUCUCAAAGUCAGCAGAGAGCAAGCAGAAAUUCUUGGAAAAGCUGAUGAAGAGAGGCUUCUUAAGGAACGGAGGUUGGUGUUGUUGGUUGACUUGGAUCAGACUCUGAUCCAUACUACAAAUGAUAAUAUUCCACCAAACAUAAAGGAUAUUUAUCACUUUCAGCUGUAUGGGUCAGUGUCUCCUUGGUACCACACUCGUAUAAGACCUGGCACCCAGAAGUUCUUAAGUGAAAUAACACAGUAUUAUGAAUUACAUAUUUGUACAUUUGGUGCUCGCAAUUACGCACAUACGAUUGCCACAUUUCUCGAUCCAGAUGGAAAAUACUUUUCACAUCGCAUUCUUUCCCGUGAUGAAUGCUUCAGUUCUAAUACGAAGACAGCAAAUCUGAAGGCACUUUUUCCCUGUGGGGACAAUUUGGUGUGUAUUAUUGAUGACCGAGAAGAUGUCUGGAAUUUUGCUCCUAAUUUGAUCCAUGUCAAACCAUACCACUUUUUCCAACACACGGGGGAUAUAAAUGCCCCACCAGGUCUAGCAAAAUGUGAAAAUGAUGAUAAAAGUGGCCACGAUUUUAAAAAAUCAGGUGCUAAACCUGCAACUGAAAUGGGGGGUGACAGCAAAGGAAAUGGUUCUGCCUCAGAGUCGAAUAAGCUUGUAGAAGGUGAAGAAAAUAAUUUGAACAAACCGUGUGUAGUAGCUGAUAGUAAGGAAGAGAAAGAUGGUUUUCAAAAUACCCUGCCUGGGAAGGAAAGUAUACAGAAUCACAUUAAUAAAAAAAGUAGUCCUGCAGUAAAUAAUUCUCAAAUGGAAUGUACAGAAGCAACUGCAAGUGAAAUUACUACAGGAAAGUCAAGCUUAGGUAAUGAAACUGAAUGUGAAUUGGCUAACAGAUUGAGUUCUACAUCAGAUUUGCAGGAGAAAGCAGAGAAAAAGCCAGACCAGAAGAAAGAAAAUGAUCAAAAGAAAAAUAAGAAUUUGUCAAGGGUGGAUAAACAGUUGAAGAAAGAAGAAAAAAAUAUCAGGUCUGCCGAAGAGGGAGAAAAUAAAAAGCCAAAUGCAGAGACAUUAAAGAAAGAAGAGGAAGCUGCUGAAAAAUCAGUUGUUUCAGACAAGGAAGCAGAUAAACCUGAUAGUACGACAGGUGCUAAUGGAGAUGAUGAACUAACAGAAGUGGAGGAUGAUGAUGAUUAUUUGAUAUAUCUUGAAGAGAUACUCAAAACCAUACAUCGCUCCUUUUAUGAAUUGUAUGAUGAAUCACCAGGUGAAAUGCCAGACUUGAAAAAUGUGAUUCCUUAUGUACGCCGAAAAGUCUUGGCAGGCACUUAUCUCGUCUUUAGUGGCCUUGUUCCUACACAUGUACCUCUGGAACGUAGUCGCGCCUAUCAGGUGGCAGUGCAAUUGGGCGCUGUGGUAACACCCGACCUGACAGAUUACACUACGCACUUGGUUGCUGUUCGCCCAGGCACUGCAAAGGUGAAUGCAGUGCAGAGGAGGCACGAUAAUAUUCUCCUCGUCACUCCCGACUGGCUCUGGGCAUGUGCAGAACGCUGGGAACAUGUCGAGGAGCGUCUCUUCCCGCUGGGCCGUGGCACCUCUGCUCGUCGUCAUCCACCGGCUCACUGUGCUUCACCUACUCGUGUUCCUCCGAGUUAUGUGUUAACUCCAGAUGAUUCCUCAGGACAGCAGAAGAGCACGUCUGGUGACAGUGUCUUGGAAAUUAUCAAUCCCUUGAUGUCUUUUUCAUCUGAGGAUAUUGCGAGUAUGGACCGUGAAGUGGAAGAUAUCUUCAAUGAAUCGGAGAGUGAAAGUGACUCUGAAGGUGAAAGUAAGGCAGACACUGAUGAAGAUGAUAAAAAUGAUGACACUAUUCUGGGUGGUAGUCCUCCCAAGAUCAGGCAUGAGGAUGACAGCAGCAGCAGUAGUUCGGGGUCACUUACAGCGGAAAGUCCACAUGGCUGGAAACACCAUGAAGAAUUUAAGAGAGAGAAAAGACGAGCGAAGGAGGCAUUUGAAGAUGAUGAAGAUCUCCUAGAGGAUUCACCAUGUGCCAAAUUCAGACGUGGGGAAAAGGUGCCAAGUGAUCUGGAUGUCGAUAGUCCAGAAGAUGAAGAGAGUGCAAGUAAUGAUGGAAGUGAUGAGCCUCCCGAUGAAGUAGAUGAUGGGGAAUGGAAUAUGAUGGGUGCUGCUCUUGAAAGGGAAUUCCUCUCGGGCAGUGACUAACUUAUGUUACAGUGUGCCUUGGUGGAAGUUCCUGCUGUUGGUACAUACUGCCACAUAUAGUUACAUUCUUUAUUUGGGUGUCAAACUAGCAUACAGUAGUACCCUGUUCUAGAACUGUGACUAUAGACUCAAAAAUUCAUCUUUGCUAUGCAUUGAUGAAUAGUUAAAGGCUGAAGUUUGAAAGUUACCCCAGUGAAAGAUUUCUCAUGUUAGGAAAAGAACUAAUAAUUUGUAAAGACAUUUCACUAAGUUUCAAUGAAUUUUAGCUUGUGCUCAUGUAUCAAGAACAGUGUGGGCUCUCUCUCUCUCUCUCUCUCUCUCUCUCUCUCUCUCUCUUUCUCUCUCUUUCUUUCUUUCUUUCUUUCUCUCUUCCUCAUUCCUUUUUCUCUUUUUCUGGGUGUGUGCAUGUGGGGGAGAGGGGGGGGGGUCACUCUCUAAAGGUAUAAAACCCUGAGAUUUCCCUGUUGUGGCACGUGUCUUUAGAAUUUGCUUAAUGAUUAGCAACAGGGAUAUGACCGCACUGCAGAGCUGCUUGCAUGGACACACAUUCAUUUCAAUGAGCACUUUUUCUGUAAUCAUUUGUAAAGAUUGUACAAAUAAUUUAUUGUGCUAGUCAUGAAAGUUUGUGAAAGUACAUGUACAUUAAACAUACAUAUUUUUCUAAUGUAAUUUUAGGAUUAUUACAACACUCAUUUUUAAUGUGUGGCUCAGUAUGAGGACAAGAGAGAGGUGCAAAAUAUCUUAAGGUUUUAAAAUGCUGUAUAACAUUAAUAUUUGGAUUCACAGCACAUUUUGAUAUUUUGGAAAACCUUACAGACUUCAGUCUGACUUAAAUAUAUGCAAAACUGCCCAAGGAGUCUUUCCGUGCUGAAGUGUUCAUCAGUAAUUUGUUUUUUAAUGUGAACUGCAUUUAUUAGUAAAUGAAUGCUGCAAAACAACAAUAUUGUUUUCCCUUCCUUCUCAGUAGUAAUAAAGUAACAAAAGUUACUAACCAUAAAUGUGUAGUGACAAGUGUGAAAAUGUGGAAUAUUUUGUGUGCUGAACUGAUUGUUUCCUGCUUGUGUUCAGUUGCUGACUUCCUCAGAAGAGUGCGAAGAUGCAUUAAAUUAAAUCGAGUUUCUAAAUAUUUGAUCAUCUAACAAUAUUAGUUUCAAUAUGCCAUCAUUACCAUAGCAAUAAUUGUUUUUCAACAUCACCGCUACACUAUUUCUACACUGUAAAGGAGAAACUUGGGAUUUCAGUUCAGGAAUUUCAUCCAUAAAUAUUUCACAAAGUUGUCUGUGUGUUGCUAUACCUUCAAAAUUAAAUUGAAAAUGGAACUUCAGAAUUUUCACCUAAGUUUAUUAUGAUAAAUGAAAAGUUUAAUUUUAUUGUCCACACAUUACUGUUUGCAGUAAAAUAGUUACUAAUUUGGUGAAUAAAUUUAUUUGCUUUUUUA
This is a messenger RNA of Schistocerca gregaria, 4074 nucleotides long. It is a transcript of the gene Fcp1, whose product is annotated as RNA polymerase II subunit A C-terminal domain phosphatase. Gene Ontology annotation, cellular component: nucleus. NCBI's taxonomy places the organism in Eukaryota, Metazoa, Arthropoda, Insecta, Orthoptera, Acrididae. The transcript has 8 exons. Gene Ontology annotation, molecular function: RNA polymerase II CTD heptapeptide repeat phosphatase activity. Bases 63 to 2636 code for a protein of 857 amino acids. The record is from RefSeq and is a predicted model, not a curated record.